GCGGGCAGAGCGGCACAGGCUGUGUGUGCAGAGGAGCUGCUGGCUCGCCUCGGGCUGUCCCUGCGUGCCCUGGGCUGCCCGAGCCCCUCUGACAGCGGCACCAAAGCGGGGCGAAACGGCCGAGCGCGGGUGGAGGGUUUGGGGAGCCCAGGCCCGGGCAGGACCCUGUCCCGUCAGGAUUCAGGGAAGGGCUCUGCAGUGCUUGGUCAGGCAGCCAGUGUUCCCAGGAGCAGAGGAACAAGGGCUGGCUGUGGGCUGAUGGGCCGGGAUUUUGGGUGGUCAUGGUGAAGAUGAGCACAAGCAGUGCCAGGGCAUGCGGGAAGGCGAGGGACUGGUAUCUGCUCUGUGCCUCUGACAAACCGCUGAGAAGGGGAGAAGUGCUGCUGUGGCUGGGCGCUUCUGCUUCCUCACCUUGCUAAGUUUUGCUACCGAGUAGAUUUACAUGUCAUUAACAGGUUGUCUACUUAGUGCCAGCUGCCCUGACACUGCUUGUCAGCAUCAACCCUUCAAUAACAGGUAUGAUAUUGGUGUGCAAAGCAGUCUCUGCUCAAAUUUUACCCUCAAAAGGCUGUUUUGCUUUUUAUUUUUUUUAAUUUAACCAUUGAUUAAAGUCAGCCUGUGUGGAAACACAUCCUACUACCUUCUGAGGGCAAAAAGCUGCAAGACCUAUUUCUACAGAAGCUGGUUUUAGUGUUGGUGGCUGGACAUGCUGCAGACAAUGGUGUUUGGAGGAGCCUCUGUAACCUUCAUUCUGCUGGCUGUGUUGUUGGGACCAUUGCCUUGGCUUGCUCUUUGUUUGCUUAUGCUCAAGGAAACAUUUUUCACGAAGAGGAAGGCAGUGAUCGCUGUAGGUCCAGAGGAAUCAGACCAAAGAGGAGGGACCAUAAUGCUCCAAACCAGUGACUCCUUGGACGCAGGGAGAGAGUUGUUUGGUCUGGUGAUUAUUACAAUAUGGAUGAGUCUUUGUCGCAGUUCAGCAAAGAGUCCCCUGGGAGGAGUUCGCUUGGUUGCUGCAGUUGUUGUUGCCCUCUUCCCUUUUGUUUCGUGGUUGUACAUUUAUGUGAACAAAGACAUGCGAGAGUCUUGGCCAACACACUGCAAAACAGUGAUGUAAUUGGGUGGAAGUCUACAGUAACUGUGCUGACCUUACUGCCUUUGGUUUUGGUGCUUAACGAAAGGUGAGUGUUAGUUUGACAGGACCCAAAAAUACCUCACUGCUUCCAGCAGUGCCAGCUGAGAUUUGGUAAAAUGUUGAAGAACACUGUCAAAUCUGAAUGGAAAAUUUUUCUAUGGAAACUGUUCACCUUGCUGCUUCUUACAUUUUCCAAGCACCAUUGAUCUAAUGUCUGUUCUGAUGGUAUAUUCAAGAUAUCAUUGCAUCCCUGGAUCCCUCUCCAAUCACCUCAUCAUUUGGGAAAUCUACUAUUUUGUAAUAUAAGGGACAAAUAAAGCAAAUACUGUUUUAAUAAAUGACUCUUUACAGCCACAGAACUUUCAAAAAUGUGCCUGUAUAAUCCAUUUCAGACUUACCGGAAAAUUGAGCAGUCUGUAUUUCUGUCCUAUGCUAAAAUCGUAUGUGGAAUGUAUCUGAAAAAAAUAUUUUUUGCUAUUAUCUUUAACUGAAAGUCACUGGCUUUACUGAGUAAUAAACACUAUUUUUUUAAAGAAAA
Cyanistes caeruleus (blue tit) is the source of this 1670-nucleotide messenger RNA. The record is from RefSeq and is a predicted model, not a curated record. NCBI's taxonomy places the organism in Eukaryota, Metazoa, Chordata, Aves, Passeriformes, Paridae.